Molecule: messenger RNA, 2715 nt
Organism: Paraphaeosphaeria sporulosa
Lineage: Eukaryota; Fungi; Ascomycota; Dothideomycetes; Pleosporales; Didymosphaeriaceae
Exons: 2
Coding region: 1-2715 (904 amino acids)
Source: RefSeq, a predicted model, not a curated record
AUGGGUCGCCAUCGGGGCCCCAAGUUUUCCUUCCCCAUUCCAGGGCGCAAGUCGAGCUCCAAGGUCGACAAGAGCGGCGAUGACCUCACCAAGAUACCUUCCUUUCCCUCCGUCGCAUCACUUCCUUCUGCUUCUGAAAGAUCCCUCCGCUACGACGAGUGCUCAAGCAUAUCUAGCAAGGCCCAGCGCCUACUCGGGACAGCUCCCCCGCCCUUUCGCGCUAUGUCUGGGCAAUCCUCAGUUCCACCCAGCCCUGGUUACAUGAGCAUCACGGUCUCAGAUACUGUAUCGGAAUAUGACGACAGGGCAGCUUCCAUCGCUGGGGAGCACGGUGGAUACCGAGUUCCGAUACGGCCAGCCUUGUCGAACCGCGCAUCGUCCAACCUCAUACCUCCAAACAUCGCAUACGACGACGAGACAAAUUACAGCACUGCUAGUAGGCAUCUACAUCCUACCGCAUCGAAUUCGACGUUGCGCUCACACUAUGAUGCCAAGAGUUCCCCCUUAGCAAUCUCUCAACAGACGUCCGACUCCGCAGUGCGCGACAUGGCUUUACGGAAGGGAUAUCCUCAAAUCAGCUCACACGAUCGUGAACAUGUUCCCAGUCCGCUGGCGCAGGAGAUGGAGGAUGGCAGUAGGAGAGAUAGCCGUCGAGGCAAGCCAGCCCGGCUUGAUCUAUCAAAACUCUUCCCUAAACCAAAGGGCCAAGGAGGACACGAAUUCGGAGCGACCCUCCUUUCGCCGAACAAGCUGGUAAACUCUCCCACAGCAAUGUCGACGGUCUCAGAUUACUUCCCUCGACCCAUGACCCGCGAACCCACUCCGACCCCGAGAACACCUGCAAAGUUAACCAAACCGCAGCCAAAACAGCAAAUACCUGCUCCAUCAGCGCCAAAACUGACAUCUCCUGUCCGGACACAACAACGCGACGUGUACGACAAUGCCAAGAUCAACGUCCGACGUCCUCCGCGAGGUGUGCAGCACUGGUUUGACGCGCUGAGUGACGAUAGCGACGGAGUGGAUGAGGAUGCGGGAGAUACGACGGCUCCUACGUUGCAGCCAGCAAAUCACCCCAGGCAAUAUCCGGCAUCAUCACUGGGCACCGUGAAAACGAAGGAGUCAGCCUUCUCAAAAAACAAUCUGCAAAACUCAAGCGUCCUUUCGUUUUCCUCAUCUGAAGAUGAAGGCGAGCACACUCGUCCUUCUAGACGAAAAGUGUCGGUACGAGAUAGCAUUGAUAUAGGCGAGGAUUCCGGCGAAAUCGUAAUUGGUCAGGCUCAAGCCUUCGAAGUGCGACCCAAUUUCCAUUCCAGGAGACCUUCCGCGGGCAAACUAAGCUUGAUGUCCACGUCAACGAGUACGGCCACCAUAGAGAUGAUGUACACUCCAGAGCCACCAAUCACACCGGUCUACCGAAACUCGUCCAGUAGCAGGCGCGCCAGCCACACGAGACAACCGUCUGUGAUCCCCGAAGUUGAAGAUCAGCGACCACAGACAGCACGUCUUCGUUCUCAGUCUCCUUCCGCGAGAAGUAUACGAACAUCUAAAAGCGAACCUAAAUCUCACGAAGAGAUGCGGAAGUUCAUGGCUGUCACACCUGAGGAAGAGGCGCUCCUUGAAGCCUUGCGUAAGAAGCGGCUUGCCAUGGCACAACAGAAGCAAGGUUACGAGACGACUUCUAAGCAUGAGGAGACCCGUCAACAAACGCCACCGGAGCGCCAUCACCAGAAAGGCUCCCAAUCCUCAGCAUUCUACUCUCGAGAAUCUAUCUCGAACAGUCCUAUACGCAUCGUGGAGACGAAGAAGGCUGGUAGGAAGCCCCAUGCUCCCGAACCGUUGUCGCUGCUUGCUCCACCCCGCGGACGUAUGAUCGCCACCCAGGACUUAAACGUUGGCACAAGUAUACUCCGCGAUAGCUCUUCUUGUGAUCCCCGCUCGGAGCGACACAGAGCUGGCUCUGCUCGCCCUACAUCCCGCCCAAUGCUCUCGCCGCCUGAGUUCUCUCCUCUCGACCUCUUCCCUUCACCAACUCGAACAACGAGUGCGUCAUCACCUACCACCACCGACCAUCCGUCACCCCUACCUUCUCCUUUAACUCCUCGCUUACGCCAUGGCGAAGAUGAUGUAGACGUAAAAGUCGCAAGCAGUGAGCCUUCUUGGAACGGAGAUAGCGAUGACGUUGCCGUGAUCGAGACCGGCAUCAUUGACCCGCCACCUGGCAGCAUCAAGCCUGAGCAAACGCAAGGCCAACAUCAACGUCGUCGGACGGCAUCCAGUGGGGCCGAAGUCCCCUUCUCCCUCCCCACAAAGAUGCCCUCGACUGAAUUCCGCAACCUCACACAAGUCACCGAGAAUUUAUCACAACUGCAGAACCCAUCUGAUCCUCCUCUCGAUCCUCUACCGAAGUUGCCAAAGAAGAGCUCAUUCCGCAAUUCAUCGCUCACACUCACCACGUCAGGCCUCCCGAAGAGUAGGCACAGCAGCAUCGUCUCGAACCGUACUGCCUCUCCCAACCGCUCCGCUUACCCUGACCGUCGGUCAAGUAGACAAGUAAGCCGGGCGGGGAGCAUGGCUAGCAUGAACAGCAUGGCCAGUAUCAAGCGGGACAGUGUCGCCGUCGGCACAGCCAGCACACGCUGCAGCGUCAGUGAAGACGUGCUAGCAGCAUGGGGUAGCCUGGGUGGUCUGCGUGAAUACGACAACGCGCGAUGGUAG